Molecule: messenger RNA, 9439 nt
Organism: Coregonus sp. 'balchen'
Lineage: Eukaryota; Metazoa; Chordata; Actinopteri; Salmoniformes; Salmonidae
Source: the annotation of a GenBank genome assembly
AUGUUCAUCUCAUCUGAUGCUGGUAACAACUGGAGACAGGUGAGUUUAGACUGAAUUUGGAGGUUAAAUCUAAGGCAUUCUAAUCAAGGAAAACACUGAUUAUUGUAGUCUGGAGAAUAAGUAUUUUGGACAUGUACUGCUGUCUCUGCCUUUUGAUCAUGAGCUGUUUUGAAACUCUCAGUAUUCAGCUGUAAACUGCUGUAGUUUCUUACAUAUAUUGUAGGUAUAUAGUAAAAACUGUAUGUAAAUCAUAUUUUAAAUUGAAUUGUCUGUGUGUUCUCUUUCAGAUAUUUGAGGAGGAGCACAACGUCUGGUUUCUGGAUAAAGGAGGGGCCUUAGUCGCUGUGAAACAACCAACCGUCCCCACCAGACAUUUACAGUAGGUUUAAAUCUAAUUCAAUGUUUGUAUCUCUGUAAACUGGUUUCUGUAACAUGUUAGUACCUCUAUUGAUGUAAAAAAAAUUUAUGUAACUUUAUCUGUUGAUUAAAGGCAGUUUUCAAAGUUGGAACAACUUGCAAAGCACAUACAUAUGCUAUAAAGAUACAAAAUUGCUUCAAAAAUGGAAUUGGGGGAAAGUGUUUUUCCCAAUUUGCCAAUGUUUCUUCACCAGGUCCCCCUUUUAGUACUUUAACACUUUGCCCAUUCUCUUCUAAAUUGGAGCGCCCACAUUUUUCCUCAGUGAUGACCAACUCAACUGAAAUCACAUCUCUCUUCUUCUUAUAUCACUUUAGAAAUUUUUUUUGAAAUUACUUUUAGCACCAGUCAAGUGUCGAGGACGACCUUCCUUCCUGUUUGUGUCUCCUAGACGAUUUAAGUGCAUUAGUGGAGGAAAGGAACACAGUAGAAGCCUUCGUAGCAGACCAGGGUUCAAAUUGUUUUUGUUUUCAUUCAUAAUUUAAUUGAGCCUUUUAAUUGUCAGGAGUGCCAGAAUUUUCACUUUUGGGCCAAUUCCAUUGGAUCCAUUAGGCCAGGCAAGCUCAAUAACGGGCAGCUAAAGUAUUUGAAAGAUAACAAAUACUAUUUGAAUCCAGGCAAGUGCUGUAGGAACCAAUCCUCUCUCUCUCUCUUUCUCUCUCUCGCCCUCCCUCCCUCCCUCCCCCCCAGCUAGUGUAAAAGUAAAAAUGUCCUGCCCCUGGUAUCCUCCUAAAACCUGAGAACAGCGCCGGAGAAGAUGGCUGCCGUUUUACAGCCCUCUAACCAAUUGUACUAUUAUGUGUGUUUUUCCGCGUUAUUUGUAAUUUAUUUUGUACAUAAUGUUUCUGCCAUCGUCUCUUAUAACCAAAAAGAGCUUCUGGAUAUCAGGACAGCGAUUACUCACCUCGCAUUGGACGAAGAUUUUUUCUUCAACGAGGCGGCCGCGAAGGAUAUCCUACAGACACCCGACAAGGCCCAAAUCCCCGUCAUUCGCGUGAGGAAGAGACGGAGAUAUCGCGGACGCAGAUCCGGGUGCCUUGUAAGGAUCCGACGGCGAGCGAGUAAACUGCCUCUUCCAUCAAUCCUAUUAGCCAACGUUCAAGCUUUUGAGAAUAAAAUGGACGAUUUAAGAUUACGGUUAUCCUACCAACGGGACAUUAAAAACUGUAAUAUCUUAUGUUUCACGGAGUCGUGGCUGAACGACAACAAUGAUAACAUUCAGCUAGCAGGCUAUACGCUACAUCGGCAGGACAGAACGGCUGACUCGGGUAAGACAAGGGGUGGCGGUCUGUGUAUAUUUGUAAACAACAGCUGGUGCACAAAAUCAAAUACUAAAGAAGUCUCGAGGUUUUGCUCGCCUGAGGUAGAGUAUCUUAUGAUAAGCUGUAGACCACACUAUUUACCAAGAGAGUUUUCAUCUAUAUUUUUCAUAGCUGUCUAUUUACCACCACAAACCAAUGCUGGCAUUAAGAUUGCACUGAAUGAGUUGUACAAGGCCAUUAAUCAACAGGAAAACGCUCAUCCAGAUGCAGCGCUCCUAGUGGCCGGGGACUUUAAUGCAGGGAAACUUAAAUCCGUUCUACCUAAUUUCUACCAGCAUGUUAAAUGUGCAACCAGAGGGAAAAAAACUCUAGACCACCUUUACUCCACACACAGAGACGCAUACAAAGCUCUCCCUCGCCCUCCAUUUGGCAAAUCUGACCAUAACUCUAUCCUCCUGAUUCCUGCUUAUAAGCAAAAACUGAAGCAGGAAGCACCAGUGAUUCGGUUAAUAAAAAAGUGGUCAGAUGACGCAGAUGCUAAGCUACAGGACUGUUUCGCUAGCACAGACUGGAACAUGUUCCGGGAUUCUUCAGACAGCAUUGAGGAGUACACCACAUCAGUCACUGGCUUAAUCAAUAAGUGCAUCGAUGAUGUCGUCCCCACAGUGACCGUACGUACAUACCCCAACCAGAAGCCAUGGAUUACAGGAAACAUCCGCACUGAGCUAAAGGGUAGAGCUGCCGCUUUCAAGGAACGGGACUCUAACCCGGACGCUUAUAAGAAAUCCCGCUAUGACCUCCGACGAACCAUCAAACAGGCAAAGAGUCAAUACAGGUCUAAGAUUGAAUCAUACUACACUGGCUCUGACGCUCGUCGGAUGUGGCAGGGCUUGAAAACUAUUACAGACUACAAAGGGAAGCACAGCCGCGAGCUGCCCAGUGACACAAGCCUACCAGACGAGCUAAACCACUUCUAUGCUCGCUUCGAGGCAAGCAACACUGAAGCAUGCAUGAGAGCACCAGCUGUUCCGGAUGACUAUGUGAUCACGCUCUCCGUAGCCGAUGUGAGUAAGACUUUUAAGCAGGUCAACAUUCACAAGGCCGCAGGGCCAGACGGAUUACCAGGACGUGUACUCCGAGCAUGUGCUGACCAACUGGCAAGUGUCUUCACUGACAUUUUCAACAUGUCCCUGACUGAGUCUGUAAUACCAACAUGUUUCAAGCAGACCACCAUAGUCCCCGUGCCCAAGAACUCUAAGAUAACCUGCCUAAAUGACUACCGACCCGUAGCACUGACGUCUGUAGCCAUGAAGUGCUUUGAAAGACUGGUCAUGGCUCACAUCAACAGCAUAAUCCCAGAAACCCUAGACCCACUCCAAUUUGCAUACCGCCCCAACAGAUCCACAGAUUAUGCAAUCUCUAUCGCACUCCACACUGCCCUUUCCCACCUGGACAAGAGGAACACCUACGUGAGAAUGCUAUUCAUUGACUACAGCUCAGCAUUCAACACCAUAGUGCCCUCUAAGCUCAUCACUAAACUAAGGAUCCUGGGACUAAACACCUCCCUCUGCAACUGGAUCCUGGACUUCCUGACGGGCCGCCCCCAGGUGGUAAGGGUAGGUAACAACACAUCUGCCACACUGAUCCUCAACACGGGGGCCCCUCAGGGGUGCGUGCUCAGUCCCCUCCUGUACUCUCUGUUCACCCAUGACUGCAUGGCCAGGCACGACUCCAACACCAUCAUUAAGUUUGCCGACGACACAACAGUGGUAGGCCUGAUCACCGACAACGAUGAGACAGCCUAUAGGGAGGAGGUCAGAGAUCUGGCCGUGUGGUGCCAGGACAACAACCUCUCCCUCAACGUGACCAAGACAAAGGAGAUGAUUGUGGACUACAGGAAAAAAAAGAGGACUGAGCACGCCCCCAUUCUCAUCGACGGGGCUGUAGUGGAACAGGUUGAGAGCUUCAAGUUCCUUGGUGUCCACAUCACCAACGAACUAUCAUGGUCCAAACACACCAAGACAGUCGUGAAAAGGGCACGACAAAGCCUAUUCCCCCUCAGGAGACUAAAAAGAUUUGGCAUGGGUCCUCAGAUCCUCAAAAAAUUAUACAGCUGCACCAUCGAGAGCAUCCUGACUGGUUGCAUCACCGCCUGGUAUGGCAACUGCUUGGCCUCUGACCGCAAGGCACUACAGAGGGUAGUGCGUACGGCCCAGUACAUCACUGUGGCAAAGCUUCCUGCCAUCCAGGACCUCUAUACCAGGCGGUGUCAGAGGAAGGCCCUCAAAAUUGUCAAAGACUCCAGCCACCCUAGUCAUAGACUGUUCUCUCUGCUACCCCACGGCAAGCGGUACCGGAGUGCCAAGUCUAGGUCCAAAAGACUUCUCAACAGCUUCUACCCCCAAGCCAUAAGACUCCUGAAAAGCUAAUCAUGGCUACCCGGACUAUUUGCAUUGCCCCCCCACCCCCAUCCUUUUUACGCUGCUGCUACUCUGUUAAGUAUUUAUGCAUAGUCACUUUAACUCUACCCACAUGUACAUAUUACCUCAACUACCUCAACUAGCCGGUGCCCCCGCACAUUGACUCUGCAACGGUACCCCCCUGUAUAUAUAGCCUCCCUACUUUAUUUUACUUCUGCUCUUUUUUUCUCAACACUUUUUUUGUUGUUGUUUUAUUCUUACUUUUUUUGUUUAAAAUAAAUGCACUGUUGGUUAAGGGCUGUAAGUAAGCAUUUCACUGUAAUGUCUGCACCUGUUGUAUUCGGCGCAUGUGACCAAUAAAAUUUGAUUUGAUUUGAUUUUGAUUUAAUAGAUGUGUAUCAACACUUUGUCUGUUGUCUGAACUUAUAGCCAGAUGAAGGCAUGCUGGCUGAGGGAGGUUUGGAUGGAAGCUGCAACAAGGGGGAUGCUUCUUGUAUCCUAGUGCAAGACACUGCAUUGUUGAGUGUUGUUCCCAACCUUGUCACACACAGUACUCCAGUGUUCUAACAUCUGAAGUGAUGUUGAUGAGCUGUCAGAAUCAAUAGAGAACAGGCCCGGAGAAUGAAUGUUGCCCAAUCUCUUUUUUUUCUUGUCUCCCCCCACCUCUCCUCCCCUGUUUUGUAGUCGUUAGAACAUGAAACAGAUCUAUUCUGGUUUGUUUUCUGUAUGUUGUGUUUUUUCAUGUUCACCACCUCGUUGUAGACUGUAAGUAAACCUAAGACCUAUGACGUUGUUGUUUUCCCUUCAAGUUGUUAUGCCUCCACGCUUUGAUAGUCAGAGUUCUGUUUUUUUCUUCUAUUCAGCAGAACGUGUGUUAACUGUAGUCAAUUAGAUGCAACCUGAGAUUCAUUGGCUGACUGUCUAUUGAGACUAUUUACUCUGCUGAUCUUCCAUGAACCCAGUUGACUCACUGUAAUUGAGAGCAUCAGGGUUGGGAUUCAGAGUAGGAAUGCUGAUCUAGGAUCAGAUCUUCCCGGUCUGUAUAAUCUCAUUCAUUAUUAUCUAAAAGACAAAACUGAUCCUAGAUCAGCACUCCUACUCAGAGUUACACUAUAUAUACAAAAGUAUGUAGACACCCCUUCAAAUUAGUGGAUUCUGAUAUUUCAGCCACACCUGUUGCUGACAGGUGUAAAAAAUUUAGCAUACAGCCAUGCAAUCUCCAUAGGUAAAAACACUGGCAGUAGAAUGGCCUUACUGAAGAGCUCAGUGACUUUCAACGUGGCACCAUCAUAGGAUGCCACCUUUCCAACAAGUCAGUUCGUCAAAUUUCUGCACUGCUAGAGUCAACUGGGGCCUCCUGUAGCUCAAUUGGUAGAGCAGGGCGCUUGCAACGCCAGGGUCGUGGGUUCGAUUCCCACGGGGGGCCAGUAUGAAAAAUGUAUGCACUCACUAAGAGCUUCUGCUAAAAUGGCUAAAAUGGCUCAAAUGUAACUGUAAGUGAUGUUAUUGUGAAGUGGAAACUUCUAGGAGCAGCAACGGCCAUUAAGUGUAGGCCACACAAGCUCACAGAACGGGAUCGCUGAAUCGCGUAAAAAUCGUCUGUCCUUGCAACACUCACAACUGAGUUCCAAACUACCUCUGGAAGCAACGUCAGCACAAGAACUGUUCGUCGGGAUCUUCAUGAAAUGAGUUUCCAUGGCCAAGCAGCCAUACAUAAGCCUAAGAUCACCAUGCGCAAUGCCAAACGUCGGCUGCAGUGGUGUAAAGCUCACCGCUAUUGGACUCAGGAGCAGUGGAAACGCAUUCUCUGGAGUGAUGAAUAAUGCUUCACCAUCUGGCAGUCCGACGGACAAAUCUGUGUUUGGCGGAUGCCAGGAGAAUGCUACCUUCCCCAUUGCAUAGUGCCAACUGUAAAGUUGGGUGCAGGAGGAAUAAUGGUCUAGGGCUGUUUUCAUGGUUCGGGAUAGGCCCCUUAGUUCCAGUGAAGGGAAAUCUUAACGUUACAGCAUACAAUGACAUUCUAGACGAUUCUGUGCUUCCAACUUUGUGACAACAGUUUGUGGAAGGCCUUUUCCUGUUUCAGCAUGAAAAUGCCCCCGUGCACAAAGCGAGGUCCAUACAGAAAUGGUUUGUUGAGAUCGGUGUGGAAGAACUUGACUGACCUGCACAGAGCCCUGACCUCAACCCCAUCGAACACCUUUGGGAUGAAUUGGAAUGCAGACUGCGAGCCAGGCCUAAUCGCCCAACAUCAAUGCCCGACCUCACUAAUGCUCUUGUAGCUGAAUGGAAGCAAGUCCCCGCAGCAAUGUUCCAACAUCUAGUGGAAAGCCUUCCCAGAAGAGUGAGCCUGUUACAGCAGCAAAGGGGGGACCAACUCCAUAUUAAUGCCCAUGAUUUUGGAAUGAGAUGUUCGACGAGCAGGUGUCCACAUACUUUUGGUCAUGUACUGUAUGAGAUGGGAUUUGUUUAAUCCCAAAUGGCACCCUAUUUACUAGCAGCCUACACUACUUUAGAACAGAGCCCUAUAGGACCUGGGUGCCAUUUGGGAUUCAUUUUAUGUAUUUUUGUGUUGUCACUCUGUUCCAGGAUCAGUUUUGAUGAGGGGCGCAGUGGACCAGACAUAGCUUCUCCUUAGUGCCUCUGUUUGUGGACGGGAUGCUGGUGGAGGCCGGGACAGAGAACCAGAUCAUGACGUGAGUAGGGACGAUGGAGGAAUGGAGGGAUGACAUGAGUAGUGAUAAAUGAUCUAGAGAUGGGGGGAUGAUGUUCUUUUGUCCUCCGUUCUUUUGGGACUUAUUUUGGGAUAUAAGGGGAUGGGGAGGAAAGAAUAUAUGGGGUGAGAAGGAGGAAUUUCAAUUCAAUGAAUGCUGAUGUCUCGUCUUUAUUAACAGACGUCUAAAUAGGAGAUUCAUAAGGGUUGUCAGUCUGUUAGCUUAGGACUGAAUGCCCCAUUACAUGACAAAGUAGCCAGAAGGUAGUGGAUUCACAGACUAUCGUCCACAAGGGUAGGGGUGAAAAGAUAUCCAUUAUAAUAAAAGCACUGCAUGAAUCUAUACAGGCUAUUGUUGAAAAAGAGAAGAGUCUAAGUUUUGAACAGUGCUUAAGUUGUCUAUCAACUGUAAAAAUUGAGCGCAACAGAACCAGUUACAACUGAGAUAUCUGAUCAUCAAUUAAUGUGCCAUUUGUUGAUUAACACAGCAGUCCCAUAUCAUCACGUAGGCCUAUAUGCACUUGUAACUUGUUUUCAUUUGUGAAACUCUAAUUUUCAAUUUUAUUCCAUGAUAUUGUUGUUACAAAAUAGAUUUGUGUUGACUGUGAUUGGGCAUGGGAAUAUAAGAGCAUCUGCUAUGCUAAAUUAACAAACUAGGCAUGCAUAGCUGAUCCUCAAACCAAAGACUGGCCAAACUCAUGUUUCUAUUUAAUGCUAAGUAAAAAAAAAAAAAAAAAGAUUACACAACCUAAAUGCAACAUUUAUAAGUGCGUUGUUGAAGUACUGUUGUUGAUGACUUGUUGAAAUGCUGAGCGCUCCUGCCAGCCUGUAGCGUGUCACAAAUGUUUCACAAUUGAUUUCUUAAAUUGCGGGCUAUAGCUUGGAAAAAAUAAUAAUAUAAUAAUACAUUUCUGUUCCUUCUUAGGCUAACUGGCUUGCUCCUGACUGAUGUUAGAGUUAGUAUGUUGUUUAACAGCCUGUUGAAAGGUUGAACGUCAUUUGAUAGUGACAGAAUCACACAUUACUUCCCAAGUACAUUUUUUGUCUCCUCGGCUAUAGAAGGUUUUAGCACAGCCUCUGAAUGUCAUAGAGACGAACCAAAGAUAUCUCACAUGCAUCGGAGUCACGUCUUUACCCGGAAUUUUACAGCUUGUUUCUAGCAUAAAGCAUUGCGGACUAACACGUCGUUAUAGAUUACUUUAUAUAAUCAUGUCCAUAACUGUUUUCCCAAAAACAACAAGAUAACAAGGGGGUAGGCCUAUGCUUUCAGCCAUUUUCUUUAACAAAAGCCAUAAUACCCUCACAUACCCCCUCAAUUCGAGCCCUGGGUUUUAACUUAAUACACCAAGCUCUUCACUGACACUGAGAUAUUUAAGGAGUGUAUGGUGACAGAAGGAAUUGGCUGACAAAGUAUACGGAUAGUUGACUAUAAUUACUGUCACUUUAUUUUACUUCUGCUCUUUUUUUAUUUUUUUAUUUUUUUAUUUUAUUUUUUUCGUUUUUUUUUUUUUUUUUCCUCAACACUUUUUUUGUUGUUGUUUUAUUCUUACUUUUUUUGUUUAAAAUAAAUGCACUGUUGGUUAAGGGCUGUAAGUAAGCAUUUCACUGUAAUGUCUGCACCUGUUGUAUUCGGCGCAUGUGACCAAUAAAAUUUGAUUUGAUUUGAUUUGAUUUGAUUUGAAUGUAAUCUGUCAAACAGGUAGGCCUGCCUCUUAUUUCUUGAAUAGGAAGAAAUAGGCUCCAACACAAAGCCCUAUUGUUGUUAGUAGCCUAAAGCCAAAUUAAACUGCUGCUGCUUCAUGGUAAUGUAAGUUAUGUAAAUUACUCGAAUAUGGCUUCUUGUGAGGUCAAUAACUCUGAUAAAUAGCUUCAAUUAUAUCAGUAGCAAGCUCACCUCCAGUCCUCCUUUUCAUCUUUGCUCUCUCCUUCUCAAACAGUAGGCCUAGUUUUCGAUUUCAAAACUGAGGAAGGAAGUACAUUUUCUUAGAAAUAUAACUUUGCCAUGUGCUUCUCCUUGCAUGCUCUUCAUGUAGCCUAGUCCUAUAACAUACAGUUUAGGCUAUGGAUCAUUUUAUUGAGACCACACUAGGCGCACUUGAUAUUGUGCACCCAGCAGAGAAUCAGGGAUGAGGGGCAUCAUCGUGCACACAUCGAGAUACUAUAAUAAGCAACUAAUUCUCAAACCCUGAGAAAUGUGGCAUUUAAUCGAUUACAAAUUACAUGACCCUCCCCUGGACUAAAUAAAACAAUACUAAUCCCUCCCCCACACUGAAAUUGAAAAAGCAUGACCCUCCCCAUUUUGCUCCGGGUAACAAUGAUUUAACAUGGUAGAUGCAGUGUACUUACAGUGUUUGUGUAGUUACAAUAAGCUCAAUAGGUUAACAUAAGAGUGGUUGACCUUGCUGUUCUAUGUUAAAUUUGACAUUUGAAAAUGACAUACUGUAAUCCCAUGUGUGUGUACUGUAUGGAUGAAUAUCCUGUAUGUGUUUCACAGGGCGAGCCGUGUGUGAUGGACCAGAAACAGAACUAUAUGAAACGCAGACCAGGAAACUAUUGCAUGCUGGGAAAAGACUACGCCAAAGUCCACUAUGCUGAGUCGUGUAUUUGUCGGGCCUACGACUUUGAAUGGUAA